Messenger RNA from Phycodurus eques (leafy seadragon), 1872 nucleotides. RefSeq names its product 14-3-3 protein beta/alpha-1-like. The record is from RefSeq and is a predicted model, not a curated record. Gene Ontology annotation, biological process: signal transduction. Bases 120 to 854 code for a protein of 244 amino acids. Gene Ontology annotation, cellular component: cytoplasm. The transcript has 7 exons. Lineage: Eukaryota; Metazoa; Chordata; Actinopteri; Syngnathiformes; Syngnathidae.
GAAGUGUCAGCGCAGGCGGAAGUGGUUGUGCCCUGAAACCCCUGAGCUGAGCAGCGAGAGGAGGACGCCGUCGCUCGAGCCACAAAAUCGCAAACUCUCCUAGCUGACAAACCCGCAAGAUGGACAGGAGCGAGCUGGUGCAGAAAGCAAAGCUGGCCGAGCAGGCCGAGCGCUACGACGACAUGGCGGCCGCCAUGAAGCGGGUGACGGAGCAGAACAAGGAUCUGACCAACGAGGAGCGCAACCUGCUGUCCGUGGCCUACAAGAACGUGGUGGGCGCUCGCCGCUCGUCCUGGCGCGUCACCUCCAGCAUCGAGCAGAAGACCGAGGGCAAUGAGAAGAAGCAGCAGAUGGCUCGUGACUACCGCCUCAAGAUCGAGCUUGAGCUCCAGGAGAUCUGCCACGAUGUGUUGAACCUUCUGGACAAUUUCCUCAUCGUCAACGCGAAGCCGGCAGAGAGCCAAGUGUUCUACCUCAAAAUGAAAGGAGACUACUUCAGAUACCUGUCGGAGGUGGCGUCCAGCGACAACAAGAAGGAAACGGUGACCAACUCGCAGAAAGCGUACCAGUUAGCGUUUGACAUCAGCAAGACGGACAUGCAGUCCACACAUCCCAUCCGACUCGGCCUGGCCCUCAACUUCUCCGUCUUCUACUACGAGAUCCUCAACUCACCGGAGCAGGCCUGUUCUCUGGCCAAGCAGGCUUUCGACGAGGCCAUCGCCGAGCUCGACAGCUUGAACGAGGAGUCGUACAAAGACAGCACGCUGAUCAUGCAGCUACUAAGGGACAACCUGACUCUGUGGACAUCAGAAAACCAGGGUGAUGAGGUGGAGGCCGGUGAGGGCGAGAACUAGUACAGCACCCACCUAACCAACACCCACCAGAAACCCCAACCGAUACCUUUGACAUCCAACACCUGCGCUUCCUCCUCCUAUUCUUCAUGCACACAAACGUUCAUUCCUUCUUCUUCUGUGUAAGAAGCAGCAGCAUGCCCCCCCCCCCCCUCCCCCUCCCCCGAACCUGGCACUCCACAAGCUCUGUUAGAACCUUCUGGCCCGUCCUGUCUCCCUAGGAGGUUUUUUUUUUCUUUUCUUUUCUUUUAAUCUAUCCCCAUUUUCUUCCUACUUCCUUCCUCCUCCUCCUUAACUUCCUAUUGGCUUGUUAGUCCUGCCCACUGGCUGCUUUUAUUCCACUUUAAUCCAAACAAACGACAAGACAAAAAAGGUUAUUAAACUGUGUGUUUAUUUUCAACAACAAUGCUCACGACUUCUCCUUUUCGUCCCACUCAUGCUCGUAAUGCUCGUUUGCUCAUAGACUCGAGGGGGGCGCCAGGGGGAGAACACCCAAGCACCACAUAAAGCAUUUUAGGAACUAAAACAUCGAAGACCUAAACAAUCACAAUCCCGAAGUUUACCGGACCUCUCGAAAAUUUCCAGGAACUAACAGAUCAGAUUACGAGAGGUUUCAGAAAUUAAAUAUUAGACCCCAAAAGUUGAAGAACUAAAAAAUAAAAAUCUGACCCCAAAGGCUCCAGGAACCACACACUCAAAGUUUAGGAACAUAAAGAUCAGAGCCCAAAGGUUCCGGGACCUCUCCAAAAGUUUACCAGCGUUUUGGAAAUUAAAAGAUGGAAACAAAAACAAAAUAAAUAAAUUGGACCCCAAAAGUUCAGGAACAACCAGAGAAACCAAAAGACACCCAAAGGUUGAGGCUUUGGGUCUCACCUGUGAAAACUGCAUUUGCUGUUGUGUUGUUUUCUUGGCUUUGGGUCUCACCUGUGAAAACUGCAUUUGCUGUUGUGAAAACAGGCAGACCAGAGAGCUGUCUAUGGGAGAAAAGCCAACCAUUUUGAAGCUGAGAGAAAAUCGAUCA